This is a messenger RNA of Dichomitus squalens LYAD-421 SS1, 2784 nucleotides long. RefSeq lists its product as uncharacterized. The coding region runs from base 1 to 2448 and encodes 815 amino acids. Gene Ontology annotation, biological process: protein phosphorylation. The transcript has 4 exons. Gene Ontology annotation, molecular function: ATP binding; protein kinase activity. Lineage: Eukaryota; Fungi; Basidiomycota; Agaricomycetes; Polyporales; Polyporaceae. The record is from RefSeq and is a predicted model, not a curated record.
AUGGCGACUUCAGCUGUUCAUCUAACCACCGAGGAAUUUUGCCAAGAGUUCCUGUCACAUCCGAGCGAUUACCCUACUCCCGGUGCGGGAUUCAACCCAUUUUCUGCAUUACAGCAUGCAAACAAGAACUCAGGAAACAAUGUCGCGGAGCUGAUCAUUGCUGCAGUCAAUAGCCAUCUUGCGCCUGGAUCGACGGCUUCUGCGUACGGAUACCUUCCAGAAUGCUCCACGGACAAGGCUACGCAGAAAACCCGUUCGGCGUUAUUCCGAACCCAUUCGAUUCCCACAAAAGGACAUCCUCUCUGGGCCGACCAGAUCGUUCCCAUCCAUAUCCAGGCUCACCGCCGCGGCAUCGAUCCUUUCGAGAACGCUGAACAGCAAGACGAAUAUGGCGAACUAAGACAAGCCAGAAAGCGGGUCUUUGAAAGUAUCUCUGCCGUUGCAGAUGUCCUCUUCGCUGCUCAACAACGUGUAUUCCUCUUCACGCUCCUCUUCAUUGGCCGCAAGUUCAGGCUCCUACGCUGGGAUCGUGCCGGCGUGGUGACGACCCCCGCUACAGAUUACUACGAGCAUCCGCAUCUUCUAUGCGACAUUCUCUGGCGCAUUGGCCAAAUGGAUGACGACGCGCUUGGCUUCGAUCCUAGUGCCACUCGUGUCCUUCCUGGUGACAUUGACUUCACGCGAAUGGAUUUUGCCGGCCUCAGGACCGACACUGACUUGAGCUAUGAGGAACGUCGACUUGAGGAGUCUGAAAUUGGCCCUCAUCCAGUCUUCGAGUACGUUCGCUCUUUGUUCAGGACGUCGCUCUCCGACGACUGGCCGCGCUACAAGCUCCAGGUGAGCGACGGGAAGAUCGAGCGCGCUUACCUUGUCGGCAAACCGACCUUCCGCGCUCCCGAUGUCUUUGGCCGUGGUACGCGUGGUUACGUCGCCUACGAGUGCGAGACGGGUCGUUUCGUGUGGCUCAAGGACGUGUGGCGCGCGUCGUAUAUGAUCACAGAGACCGAAGGCCAGGUUCUUCGAAAGCUCAACGCUGCUGGCGUGGAAAAUGUCCCAACUCUCAUCUGUGAAGGCGACGUCCGCGAUCAAGCUACAAUUACGGCGGACUGGUGGAAACGCGCACGUGCUCACGCCUCAGCCUCGCUUCACGUCUACCCUUCCUCGCCUCCCUCGUCCUCUUCCGCUACCCUGGUCGGCACCACUUCUCCGACAACCAAGAAACGGAAGAUGGCGGUGGAGCCCGAAAGGGCUUCCACUACAUCUAAGCAUCGCAAUCCACGUCGUCGCGGGACUCUUUCCUCCGAUUGUCCCCUUCGGCAGCACAGUCAUUAUCGCAUUGUCGUCGAGGAGGUGUGUAUGGCAUUGAAGAAUUUCAAGUAUGGGGGACAGCUAGUCGCGCUCGUCUUGGACUGCUUACUAGCGCAUCGUCAAGCGGCCACACAUCCGGAGACACGUAUUCUUCACUGCGACAUCAGUGGCGGAAACAUACUCAUUUACCCGAAGAUCAAGCGAGAUCGGGAGGGGAAGGACCCCGCUCUUAUUUGGACGGGUAUCUUGACCGAUUGGGAGCUGUCGAAGUCGGUAGAUGCUCAGGAAGCGGCUUCUAAGGCUACCCAGGUUGAUCGUAUGGGGACGCUUCAGUUCAUGUCGGUCAACCUACUCACCCAUAUCAACAAGCCCGUGACUAUUGCGGACGAGCUGGAGUCAUUCUUCCACGUCCUCGUCUACUAUGCCGUCAGCAAUCUCCGCUCGAACUGCACUGGCAUCGCCUCCUGGAUCGACAACUUUUUUCACAACUAUGCAGGUCCCGAACGCAUGUUGACGUGUGGCCCGAAAUCGGUGAUCAUGGAGAUGACUGGCUCGCUCGAGACUCGCUCGCCGCCAGGUCCCUUACUCUUCUAUAGUCCCAUGGACAACGUUCUCGCUCCUAUUCUCACAAGCUUGAGAGCGCAUUACAAAGUCAUGGCGUACGAACGUGCUAAAGCUGCUCCCCGGAGAACUCGACCGAGAACUCCCCCACCCCCGCCGCCGGACCCUGCCCCUCCGAGGCUCCUCCCAGAAAUCGACGAGAGCAAGUACAACCCCGAGGAUCUCGCACGUUGGAAGGCUUCCUUGAAGGCCGGCAUUGUUGAUGACUUCACUCCCACUCCAGAGGAUCGGGAGCUCGCGGCAAAUCUUGUGGACCACAAGUUUAUGCUCAACCACCUCUCUGACGCACUUGGGAGCCGGUAUUGGCAAGGCGACGACCGCAUACCUACUACUAAGGACUCUGAGCCUGCGUCGUGCUGUGUCAGCGGGUCGCCCUUCGAAGCCGCAGCACCGAGAGAUGCUAAGAGGCAGCGAAUGUCAGAACCCGAGCGCAAUGUGUCAUUGCCCGCUCGUCUACAUCCGUCUACUCGACGUACGCAGAUCCGCACCCGCACCCACCCUCUUCGUGCUCGAAGGUAGCCUUGGUAUUGCUGACUAGGUCGUUCACGUUGCUUUGACGUGGAUUUUCAUACUGGUGAUACCCCAUCACAUAUGUUACUCCUAACACAUACCUCACUCCUCUACGCCUCCACAUCCUGUCGUUCUUGCGCCGUCGCCUCUCCGUCUCACUGAGGGCUGCAUCUACAUCCCCACCGCUUGCGCCACGUCCUCUUCUACACUCAUCGCUCGCGCGGUACCUCCUCUCAUCUCAUUACGUCGGCGAGCUCUUACUUACCCUGCCGUUCGUCGAAUGCGUUGCGCAGAUCGAACAUAGCUCAUCCUUUGAGCUGCACAAUGUAUCAUAGUAUCAUACCC